Messenger RNA from Elgaria multicarinata webbii, 2073 nucleotides. Its product is annotated as vomeronasal type-2 receptor 26-like. Gene Ontology annotation, cellular component: plasma membrane. The coding region runs from base 1 to 2073 and encodes 690 amino acids. The transcript is spliced from 4 exons. Gene Ontology annotation, biological process: G protein-coupled receptor signaling pathway. Gene Ontology annotation, molecular function: G protein-coupled receptor activity. The record is from RefSeq and is a predicted model, not a curated record. NCBI's taxonomy places the organism in Eukaryota, Metazoa, Chordata, Lepidosauria, Squamata, Anguidae.
AUGGUCCCCAAUGAAGCCCUCCAAUACCAAGGUCUAGUCCAGUUACUUCUGCAUUUUCAAUGGAAAUGGGUAGGGCUCAUCAGUACAGAUGACAAUGGUGGACAUCAUUUUUUGCGGACCAUGCAGCCACUGCUUUUGCAGAACAAAAUCUGUCUAGCCUUCACAGAAAGGGUUCCAAAAAAGGUGAAUGCAUUUAACAACUUACAUGAAAUAUUUUAUAACAAGCAGAACAUUUUGACAACUUUCAUGAUGAGCAAAGCCAAUGCAGUUGUGAUACAUGGAGAAACGUCAUCUAUUUCAUGGUUGCAGUUCACCAUGAAAGCAAAAGGGGUACUUCAAAUAUUUUCUCAGAAUAAUGGGAAGGCAUCUGCAGCAAAAGUAUGGAUUACAACAGCCCAAAUCGAUUUCACAUUACAUACCUUUCAAAGGGUUACUGGCAUUGAUAUGCAAAUGUUCCAGGGUGCUAUCUCCUUUACAAUUCAAUCAAAGGAGCUUCAAGGCUUUCCAGAAUUUCUAGAGCUUGUACAUCCUUCUUGGGCCAAUGAAGAUGGUUUUAUUCAUGAUUUCUGGGAACAGGCAUUCAGUUGUUCUCUUUCAAAGUCAAUUUUAGUUUUCAUAGGUGGAAGAUGUACCAGAGAAGAGAUGCUGGAGAGUCUUCCUGAAUCUUUUUUUGAAGUGAGCAUGACUGGUCACAGCUAUAGUAUCUAUAAUGCUAUCUACACCAUUGCACAUGCCUUACACAUCAUGUACUCAUCUAGAGCCAACCACAGAUCAGUGGAGGACAGAGGCAAAAAUUCUCUUCAAAAUCUGGAACCCUGGCAGCUCUACUCAUUGAUUCAGAGGAUCUCAUUCAACAACAGUGCUGGGGAUGAAAUUACAUUUAAUGAACAUGGAGAGUUAACAGGUGGAUUUGAUAUUACGAACUUGGUCACUUUCCCAAAUAACUCCUAUAACAGAGUCAAAGUGGGACGGCUGGAUCCUCUUCCAGGCAAAGGAUUUGCCAUUAAUGAGACAAGAAUCAAGUGGCAUAAACACUUGACUCAGGUGCCACCUCUUUCUCUAUGUAAUGACAAAUGCCAUCCUGGUUCCAGCAAGAAAAAGAAGGAGGGGAAGAAAUUUUGCUGCUAUGAUUGUGCGCUAUGUCCAGAUGGGAUGUUCUCAAACCAGAAUGAUAUGGAAACUUGUUCCAAUUGUCCAGAAGGUCACUAUCCAAACAAAUUCCAAGAUCAAUGCAUUCCUAAGAUUCCAAAUUUCCUAGCUUUUGAAGACAUUUUGGGCAUCAUUUCAACUUCUUCUGCACUUGUAUUGUCUCUGAUCACAGCUCUGGUGCUUGGCAUUUUCAUCAGGCACCGGGACACUGCCAUAGUCAAAGCUAACAACCGAAGCCUAACCUACAUUCUCCUCAUCUCCCUCCUCUUGUCUUUCCUCUGUUCAUUGCUCUUCAUCGGAAAGCCUAAUAAGGGGACCUGCCUUCUUCGACAAACUGCUUUUGGCAUUGUCUUCUCUGUCUCCCUCUCAACCAUCUUGGCAAAAACCAUUUCUGUGGUUCUGGCAUUCAUGGCUACUAAACCAGGAUCCCAAAUAAGGAAAUGGGUGGGGAAAAGACUGGCAUAUUCCAUUGUACUGUCCUGCUCCAGUAUUCAAACAUGGAUCUGUGCUCUGUGGUUGGCAAUGUCUCCUCCAUUCCCAGAUUUGGACUUGACCUCAAUGACUGAAGAAGUUGUCCUGUUAUGUAAUGAAGGUUCAGUUCUCAUGUUCUAUAGUGUCUUGGGGUUCAUGGGCUCCCUAACUGUUGUGAGCUUCACUGUGGCCUUCCUGGCCAGGAAAUUGCCUGACAGUUUUAAUGAAGCCAAGUUCAUCACCUUCAGCAUGUUGGUCUUUUGCAGUGUGUGGGUGUCCUUUGUUCCAACCUAUCUCAGCACCAGAGGAAAACACAUGGUGGCUGUGGAGAUUUUCUCCAUCUUGGCUUCCAGUGCUGGGUUACUGAGUUGUAUCUUUUUCCCCAAAUGCUACAUUAUUGUACUGAGGCCAGAGUUGAAUAAUAAAGAGCAACUCAUGCAAAGAAAAAUAUAA